CUGCUUCCUUUGGUGUGGACGUUCAUUAUUGUUCUCCUAUCUAUAGGACAGUCAGUAGUUGCUAUUCGUGUUAUGUGGAUGAGCUGUCUUUGUUCGCUUUUUUUUUAGCCUGUUAGUAAUUAAUUGUCGAUGAUGGAUUCCAACAUAAUCUCGUUUCAAACGUGUGGCUUCUUUUUCCUCCUUAUUUUCCUGGAUCCCGUGUAUGGAGACAUGAGCUACUCUUUUCCAGAGGAAAUGAAACGAGGGUCGGUUAUUGGAAAUAUGGCCAAGGAUCUCGGGCUGGAAAGGAGCGCGCUCUCUAACAGAAGAGCCCGCAUUGGCAGCGAUGGGACUGAUGAACGUUACUGUGACAUAAACCUGAAUAACGGAGAGUUGAUUGUUGCCGACAGGAUUGACCGAGAGGGGCUUUGUGGAGAAAAGGCUUCGUGCAUCCUAAAAUACGAGCUGGUGCUGGAGAAUCCUCUCGAGCUCCAUCGGAUUAGUCUUCACAUUCAAGAUAAAAAUGAUAAUUCGCCACAAUUUAAGGAAGAAUUUAUAAAUAUUGAAAUUCAUGAGUCGGCAGACAAGGGAGCUCGUUUUGUGCUGGAAGAUGCGCACGAUGCGGAUGUUGGACAGAAUUCAGUUCAGCAGUACAGCCUAAAAAAUAAUGAUAAUUUCAUUUUGUCUGUUGAUGGAAACACAAUAGAGCUUGUUCUUGAAAAGGAGCUUGAUCGUGAAAAUCAGCAAGAGAUUAAUUUGCUCCUCACAGCUUUAGAUGGAGGCUCUCCUCAGAGAUCAGGUACUGUAGUCAUACACGUCACUGUGCUGGAUGCUAAUGAUAACGCCCCAGUGUUUAGCCAGGCCGUCUAUAAAGCCAGUCUGCCUGAAAACUCUCCUGUAGACACUGUAGUUGUCACAGUGAGCGCUACUGAUGCAGACGAGGGAGUCAACGGAGAUGUGACGUAUGAAUUUGGACAUGUGACUGAAGAUUUCAAGAAGAUAUUUAGUAUUGAUAGAAAAGUUGGUGAGAUACGAGUAAUUGGUCCUGUUGAUUAUGAAACUACCAAAUCAUUUGAAAUACGAGUUAAAGCAAAAGAUGGGCUCGGGCUGUCAUCUUAUGCCAAGGUUAUCAUUGAUAUCACUGAUGUGAAUGAUAACGCCCCUGUUAUCAGUUUAACAUCCCUGACUAACCCCAUACCUGAGAACGUGUCACCUGGUGCAGAGGUGGGCAUCAUUAACGUGCAGGAUAGAGACUCUGAGAAUAACAGACAGGUCCGCUGCUCCAUUCAGCAAAACGUCCCUUUUAAAUUGGUUCCUUCUAUUAAAAACUAUUAUUCUCUGGUGACCACAGGACAACUGGACCGUGAACUAGUGUCUGAUUACAACAUAACAAUCACUGCCACUGACGAGGGCUCUCCCCCUCUGUCCUCCUCUAAAACUGUUCAGUUAUCUGUAGCAGACAUCAACGACAACCCACCUGUGUUUGAGGAGCAGUCAUACAGCGCAUAUGUGACUGAAAACAACAAACCUGGCUCCACUUUAUGUUCCGUUACUGCACGAGACCCCGACUGGAGACAAAACGGUACCGUGAUUUAUUCUCUGUUACCCGGUGAGGUGAACGGUGCCCCGUUGUCCUCCUAUCUGUCUGUUAACGGAGACACGGGGGUGAUCCAUGCUGUGAGGACGUUUGAUUAUGAACAGUUCAGGAGUUUUAAAGUGCACUUGAUGGCCAGAGACAACGGUUCUCCUCCGCUCAGCAGCAACGUGACCGUCAGUGUGUUCAUAUCUGAUGUGAAUGACAACUCUCCUCAGAUACUGUACCCCGCCCCGGAGGGCAACUCCUUCAUGACCGAGCUGGUCCCCAAAGCUGCACACGGAGGCUCUCUGGUGUCCAAAGUGAUCGCGGUGGACGCGGACUCCGGACAGAACGCCUGGCUGUCCUAUCAUAUAGUCAAAUCCACUGAUCCGGGACUUUUCACUAUUGGUCUCCACAGCGGAGAGAUCAGGACACAGCGGGACAUUUCUGAGUCUGACAGCAUGAAACAGAACCUUGUUGUGUCAGUGAAAGAUAACGGACAGCCCUCUCUCUCUGCCACCUGCUCCAUGUAUUUACUUAUCUCUGAUAACUUGGCUGAGGUGCCAGAACUGAAGGACAUUUCUUAUGAUGAGAAGAACUCCAAACUGACUUCUUAUCUGAUCAUCGCGCUGGUGUCCGUGUCCACCUUUUUUCUCACCUUCAUCAUCAUCAUCCUGGGUGUGAGGUUUUGUCGCAGGAGAAAGCCCAGACUGUUGUUUGAUGGAGCAGUCGCCAUCCCCAGCGCUUAUCUCCCUCCUAAUUACACAGAUGUUGACGGAACAGGAACUUUACGCAGCGCUUACAAUUAUGACGCCUACCUGACAACAGGUUCCAGAACCAGUGACUUUAAGUUCGUGUCAUCUGACAAUGACAACACACUGCCUGCUGACCAGACUCUGAGGAAAAGCCCUUCAGACUUUGCUGAAGUGUUUGGAGACUGUGAUUCUUCUCCUGAGGUAGGAAUUGUUGUGACUUAAUGUUGACAUCUAUAUUUGCAACAUGGGAUCAAGCUGCUCAGAUAUGUUUUUGCCGUUCUCUUUCUUUAAACAACUAUUUUAGACAAUGUAAAGUCGUGGGAAUAAAUGUAACUUCCUCCCCUGAGGUAGGGACUAUAACCCUAUAAUGAAAGUUGUGUUCAUCGUCCUGAAGUAGCUGGAAUUGUCUUCCCUUCUUUUAUCCAGAUACAUUUUCCCUUUGGAGUGUUAAGAGGUAUAAAUACGUAGACCAACUUCUUUCAAUUACUUAAUUAAAACAAUUUCUAACAUGUUUUCCUUUCUAAUAUUCUAUUCUUAAUGAGUUGCACUUUGAACAGCAGGACAUUUAUUAACUCAAGGCAUUGUUUUUAAUUAAUUGUGUAUACGUCCAAUGCCAUCCUAUUUGUCAUCAUUUUCGUCAACAAAGUUUUUCAGAUUUCAAAAUCGAUUUGACUUCAAGCAGAGUACCAUUUUAGUUUGUGUACAAUUAAGAUGUAACCUUGUGCUCAUUAGUUCAAGUUUUUGUUUAGUGUUCAUUUAUUACAGUUGCUGAUUUUGGUUUUACAUUUAUUAAAUAUUAAUAGAUUCUUGACACUUGGAAAAUGUUGGUUUAGUCAUGGCAAUUUUAUGUUUUCAGUUGAAGUCAGCAGUCUUUUUCUUCUAUUGCAGUAUAUUUU
Molecule: messenger RNA, 3206 nt
Organism: Gymnodraco acuticeps
Lineage: Eukaryota; Metazoa; Chordata; Actinopteri; Perciformes; Bathydraconidae
Product: protocadherin gamma-A11-like
Exons: 2
Coding region: 130-2532 (800 amino acids)
Biological process (GO): homophilic cell-cell adhesion
Cellular component (GO): plasma membrane
Molecular function (GO): calcium ion binding
Source: RefSeq, a predicted model, not a curated record